AGUGCACCAGUCUCUCUCUCUCUCUCUAUGUAGCAUACCAGUCUCUCUCUCUCUAUAUAUAUUUCUAUCUGUAUUUGCUUUCGAGGGUUUUACUUGUUCAACCUUACUGAAACUCCUGAGUUGAGUAUGUCGAAGCUCGCCGGCCUCCUCCGGUCCAGAAACACCUUAUCAAGAAUUAUACCCUUGAGAAAUACUGGAACUUCUCUAGACUCAUCUUAUACAGGAAUUGCCACCCUUACAUCUUCUACUUCUGAUGGAUCAAGUAAGAGCAGAGUCUUUGCACCUUACUCUAUUUACAAGGGAAAAGCUGCACUCUCUGCUGUGCCUAUUCUGCCAACUUUGUGUAAAUUGGAAUCUGGGGGUAUGAAGGUUGAACGCCGUGGAGCAAUCAUGUUAACAUUUUCACCUGCUAUUGGGGAACGGAAGUAUGACUGGGAGAAGAAACAGAUGUUUGCAUUGUCUGCCAUAGAAGUUGGCGCCAUGAUAAGUUUACCUCCCAAAGAGUCAUGUGAAUUCUUUCACGAUCCUGGCAUGUCAUCAAGUAAUGCAGGUCACAUAAGAAAGAGCUUAUCAAUUAAAGCACAUGACAGUGGCUAUUUUCUAUCUCUUAAUGUUGUCAACAAUGUUAUGAAAACCACUGAUCGGUUUACUGUUCCCGUUACCACUGCUGAAUUUGCAGUUAUGCGCACAGCUUUUAAUUUUGCUUUGCCACACCUCAUGGGAUGGGAUCUAUAUCUUAACCCUCAAGGGCCAAAAAACAUUGAUCAAAAUGCAUCUAGGGUUGUACCACAAUUGAUGGAUUCUGAAUGGGAUCGAUAAAGUGGAUGUUGUUUGUGGAUUAUUGCACUUAUCCACAACAUAUAUGAUGGAAACUGCAUUGGGUGUUCAUUCUUCUGUAAGAACCUUUUGUCAACUCUUUUUAGAACUAAAAUAUGAGUGUUUAGCUAGCUUCCUUGGGGAUUUGGAUUUUGCUACGGUUUAUCUUAAGCUGUUAGGAUGAUCCAUUAUGACAAUGAAUGUUUUGCUUGCAUUAUUAAAGCCAUGGUUUAAUCUUUGGUUUCUCCCUAAAUUUGAU
Molecule: messenger RNA, 1075 nt
Organism: Impatiens glandulifera
Lineage: Eukaryota; Viridiplantae; Streptophyta; Magnoliopsida; Ericales; Balsaminaceae
Product: single-stranded DNA-binding protein WHY2, mitochondrial
Exons: 8
Coding region: 127-819 (230 amino acids)
Biological process (GO): regulation of DNA-templated transcription; defense response
Molecular function (GO): single-stranded DNA binding
Source: RefSeq, a predicted model, not a curated record